Messenger RNA from Drosophila rhopaloa, 1370 nucleotides. RefSeq names its product achaete-scute complex protein T4 (gene sc). The transcript has a single exon. Gene Ontology annotation, biological process: developmental process; regulation of transcription by RNA polymerase II. Lineage: Eukaryota; Metazoa; Arthropoda; Insecta; Diptera; Drosophilidae. The record is from RefSeq and is a predicted model, not a curated record. Bases 144 to 1199 code for a protein of 351 amino acids. Gene Ontology annotation, molecular function: DNA-binding transcription factor activity, RNA polymerase II-specific; protein dimerization activity; RNA polymerase II transcription regulatory region sequence-specific DNA binding.
CGAUCAAGUUCAAGCCUUCUCCUCUCCUCGUAUAUAACUUAUAUUUUUUUCUGUUGAUCGUAAAGAAACCCGAAAAACUGUGUGUGUUUACGAAAAAAGAAAAAUAAAACCCAAUAAGAAAGAAAUAGAGAGAAAUCACAACCAUGUCAUCGAGUGUGCUGACCACGACCAACCACGAUCUGUUUCCCACGACCAUCAACACGGCCACGAAGAUCUUUCGCUACCAACACAUAAUGCCGGCGCCCAGUCCAUCGAGUCCCGGCAAUCAGAACCAGCCACAUCCUGCGGCUCCUGCCACAGCCACUGCCACCGCGAUGCCGAUCAAGACCCGCAAGUACACGCCCAGGGGCAUGGCUCUGGCCAGGUCCUCCUCCGAGUCGGUGUCAUCGCUGUCGAAUGGCUCCCUGUCGCCGGCUCCCUACAACGUGGACCAGUCGCAGUCCGUCCAGAGACGCAAUGCCCGGGAGCGGAAUCGUGUGAAACAGGUGAACAACAGCUUCGCCCGACUGCGACAGCACAUCCCGCAGUCCAUCAUCUCGGAUCUGACCAAGGGCGGUGGUCGAGGACCGCACAAAAAGAUCUCCAAGGUGGACACACUGCGCAUUGCCGUCGAGUAUAUUCGCAGACUGCAGGACUUGGUGGAUGAUCUGAAUGGGGGCAGUGGCAGUGGCAGCAGCUCCUCGGCCAGCAAUGCGGUUAGCCAACUGCAGCUCUUCCUGGACGAGUCGAGCAGCCACAGUUCCAGCAGCAGCACCUGCAGUUCCUCGAACCACAACAACAGCACCUACUAUCAGAACGCCAAUCCUCUCCAGCAACAGCAGCAAUUGCAGCGGCAGCAGUUCAACCACCAACCGCUGACAGCCAUCUCGCUGAAUAGCAAUCUGGUGGCCACAUCCUUGCCGGGAAAUGGCAGUGGAAAUGGAAACGAGAACGGAGGAAGUCAGCAACAAACCUGCCACUCGCCCACCUCCUCCUUCAACUCCAGCAUGUCCUUCGAUUCGGGCACCUAUGAGGCGGCUCCCCAGCAACUGUCCAACCGCUUGGAUCACCUCGACCAUCUCGACGGCGAAGGACACACGCACUCGCAGCUCCAGCUAAAAUUCGAACCCUACGAACACUUUCAAUUGGACGAGGAGGACUGCACGCCCGACGAGGAGGAUCUCCUCCUGGACUACAUCUCUCAGUGGCAGGAGCAGUGAAGCAAUCCCGAGGAUCCUCGGGACCAAUCCCCCACCACAUCCUGUUCUCUUCUAGUCAAUGUUGAGUUGAACCAAGUGCCUCAAUUUGUAAAUAACACACUCAUGCGAAAAUCACACACACACACACAUUUUUUUUCCUAUUAUAAGUUAAUUUUUUUGUAUAAGUUAAGA